Exaiptasia diaphana is the source of this 6372-nucleotide messenger RNA. Its product is annotated as GAS2-like protein 1. Lineage: Eukaryota; Metazoa; Cnidaria; Anthozoa; Actiniaria; Aiptasiidae. Gene Ontology annotation, molecular function: microtubule binding; cytoskeletal adaptor activity; actin filament binding. The transcript has 7 exons. Bases 536 to 3739 code for a protein of 1067 amino acids. Gene Ontology annotation, biological process: microtubule bundle formation; actin crosslink formation; protein localization to microtubule plus-end. The record is from RefSeq and is a predicted model, not a curated record. Gene Ontology annotation, cellular component: actin filament; stress fiber; cytoplasm.
UAAAGAUUGUGAACUUUUAAUGUAAACGAUCCAGGAAACUACCCGUAAGAGUACACCAGAGACUGGCGCUCACAUUCUUUGAUGUUCCGAUGRUUGACACCUCCAAAUAGAGCCAAUUCAAAUUGAUAGGAUCUUGGGCGAACAAUUGCGGCUACAAAUGCUGUGUCCAUGCAUUGGAGGUCUGUCUUCAUCACUGGCCCAUCAAAUCCUCCGACACACAAGAAGCUGUUAAAGUUCAGUAGAAACUGAGCGCUAAGUGAACCAUAAGCGAGUUUAGAAAUUUUUUGUGACGAGUCAGACUACGUCAGAUGUUUUUCAUAACAUCACUUGCGCGCGUCCUCUGACUACUUCAGUCGUGAAUUUGGUAGUCCUUUUGUCAUGUCCAAAGUACAGAACGAGCACAAAUUCAGGAUGCAUUCCAGAAAAUUCGUAAAUUACUCCACUGUCUAUCGAUCAUGAGUUUCCAGUAAGAAAUAGAGAACCCAUUGGGAAUCGCUACACAUUAUCAUAUUGAAAUUCCAGCUGGAUAGGAAACAUGGCGGAAGCCGUGAGCAACGACCAAGCGGUUGAGCAAGACGAAGAAACGUCGGGCGAGAAAACUGAACCACUUGAUAAAUGGCUGUUAGCCUUGAAAGAAGAUCUGGCAUCGUGGAUAUCUCGUUUAUUAAAGAUGGAUAUCACCGUCGAUACAUUUACGAACGUAUUGGAAACUGGAGUAGUUCUUUGCAAGCUUGCUAAUUCCAUUCAAAAUACCGGAGAAAAAUUCUUUAGCAGUAAUCGUAGAGGUAAAAUUGUGUUUCCACGAGUAGGAGUCAAAUUCAAGGACAGAGGAGCAGUACAAGGUUCUUUUAUUGCAAGGGAUAAUGUUUGUAAUUUUAUUCGCUGGUGUAGAGAUGUUGGUGUACCCGAUGUCAUUAUGUUUGAAACGGAGGACUUGGUAUCGAAUAAAAAUGAAAAAGCUGUUUUAUUGACUCUAUUGGAAGUAGCCCGAAGAGUCUUCAAGGUCGGCGUAGAUCCACCAGAACUUGUAAGACUGGAAAAUGAAAUCGAUAAGGAAUUACAGAAUGAACCAGAACAACCGAAGACCGAGCCUAUCUUGACUGUCCUGAAGAAAAAACACAAGUCUCACAGCCUAGACGAUCUUGUGUUUGAAGUUCAGAAAAAGUGUACUUGUCCAACAAUGUACCCCGUACAGAGAAUAUCCGACGGCAAAUAUUCCAUGGGAGAAUCCAAGAAUUUGAUAUUUGUUCGGGUUAUGAGGAAACAUGUUAUGGUUCGCGUUGGCGGUGGUUGGGAUACGCUUGAUAGAUAUUUUGAAAAACACGAUCCAUGUCGCUUAGUAGUCCAUCGAAGAUCUUCAAAGACUCCUCGUCCGCCGUCAGGGGGUCAGCAAAUGGAUGACUUUGUUCGUUCACCAAGCUCAACCAGCAUGGCGAGUUUGUCGAGUACAGAAUCGUACGAAUCUACAGGGACUACUUGCUCUUUUUUGUCAUCAUCACAACCGGUUGGUGGUAAGCGUAGCCCACGUGCCCGAACGUUAUCUGGUGGUAGAAACAGCCCUACAUUGGACCGUUGUCUUUCCCCAKGACGAGGGUCUCAUAGCCGACACAGAUCACCAUGUAAUCGUCCCACUCCUCCUCGGACUAUACAAACACAAGGAAAGCUAUCAUCAAAGAGUAAAAGCUUGCAAGAUUUGCAACAACGACGAGGUUCAGAGCCUARAUCUCUAAGUUCCAGUUUYCCUGUACCUCGGCGAAGACCUUCCUCAGUACAAAGGCCAAGCACUGCACCGGGUUCCCAGGCAACUCCCGGUCAGAGAAGAAAAAGUGUCGCUGUCACACCUCGUAGAGARGACGCUCGCUCGYCACAGKCGACWAAACAGCCGACAAAUACCCGAUCACAAGUAUCAUCAUUACCGCGUGGCAUAUAUCAUCGCAGCAAAAGCAUGCAAGACCUUAAUAGAGUGUCUACCUCUAGCAAAACUAGUAUUCCAACGGCUAGCCCAAGAAAAUCACGACCAACUUCGUCGAAAGCACGCCCUUCUUCGGCAGCUGCCGAUCGCUCAAGAUCGGAAGGUCCUCGUAACGCGCCCUCGAYUACCCGAAGGGCUUCGACUUCACAGGUUUCACGGAAACAUUCAAACAGUGUUUCUUGCGAAAGCCCAAGAAGGCGACCGCCCUAUACUCCCGGCAGCCCAGUAAGCAGUCCAAGAACUACCCGAAGAUCCUCGAGUACUCCUCGAGGGACUUAUAAUAGUCCCGUUAGUAGCCCGAGAAUUUCCCGAAGAAAGUCGUCGACGCCAAAAGCUACUUUGGUCAACAGRCCGGAUCCAAUGAGACGCGCAAUAAGCAAUCUUACCACACCCCCUUCAAGGAGAAGAGUUUCAAGGAGUGCCUCCUUUGGUUCAAAGGARGACUUGUCCAAGCAACUCCUUAGCAACGGAACAGGAAAAGCACCGUCACCAAGAAAAUCAGGUAUGAGCGGUAUUCCUAGACCAAAAUCUUCCAAAGUUCCAAUCAAGGUUCCUGGAAAACAGUCACCCGCCAAGACCCAGCUUCUAAACACAACUACGCAUGUCAGUCGGACUAAACAAGAAGCUCUCUCAAAUGGAACACCUUACGGAUCACCUGUUAAGUCUKAUAAACCCCCACACGACCCCUGUGAGGAUAUUUCUACUCCUUUUGAUAAUUARAGCGGCUUCACGUCAGAGGAAACUUCUAGCUUAAUUUCAGAAAAGGAUGAAUUAUACUUAAUUCCUAAUGACUUUAACAUUGGGUUUAAUAAUACUGAAAAUACCACUGAUACUUUAAAAACAUUAGAUUCUUCYUUUGGACCAACAGGAGACGGGCAUAGUACUUCAGAGUACGAUUAUCUAGACUGUGAAUCGGAUUUAUCAGGAGUAAAAAGCCCGCGUUCAAUAAGCAGCGGCUUUUCGUUCGGUACCAGUCCUACCAAAGAGCUAUUCGACUCGAGUGAUUUCAUAACUCCAGUGACUGAAGAGCUGGACGAGCUAGGAAAUGUUGGAAUUUUAGAACGUUUAAAAAGCUUGAAUGUUGAGCAGUCUUCAGUUCGACCCACCCUGAGAGAGAAAAUCUUCACAGAACAAACCACGCCCCAAACCCCGCCUCAACAGUCGUCAGCGUCAUUUUCAGCCUCUGAAUACAUGCAGAAAGAGCCUGAGGAGAGAUCAAAGUUCUUUGACAUCGAGAAAGAGUUUCCUAAUGAUACGACUGACGGGGGAAAUGAUCCAAACUGUCCAGAAUCACCAAGGAAAUUCUCCCUAGUGAGUGCCUUAAUUGGUAGCAUUGAAAGGAGAAACGAACCUCAAAAGAACAGAAAGGACUCCUUUGAAUCCCAGACGAAAUUUSUUAGCGAAGAAUCCACAGAGCCUCGCUCUGGUAGCGAGGCGGUGACUGGUUCACGUGGAAGUAUGCAUGAAGAAAUUGAAAUGGGAUCUGUUCAAAACACGAUUCGAGAAGAAACUUCAUCAGAUGUAAACAAAGCCCUGGACGAAAACGACAAUUUACGAAAUGACCAGAAAACGUCAAGAAAUGAAGACAGCGAUGAUACAAACCAAGACGAAAAUAACGUCAAAACCACAGGUAGCCCAAAGCAUAAAGAACUUGCAAUGGAUUCCUUUCCUCGGGCACAACAUAUAUGCUCGUUAGAUGACAUGAUUGACGACAUGUUACCAACCAACGAUUCUGGUAAAGAACCGGCAUUUCAAGCAAUAAUUUAGAUGAAUUUAGAUCUUAGUUAGACCAUUUUCUCUAGGUGUUUAGUUUUAAUGUAACUGUUUUGUUUCAGUUAUGAUUGAUAGAUAGUUCGCAAGUACCUCUCGAGUAGAGGAUUACCCAUCCUCGACCAUCCUCCUCCGCUUCUUACGCGAAUCAAAAUGGGUGGUAAAAAAUCCUCGGAUCGCUGGUUAGGUUCAUAAGUCCCAAUAUAAGCUGAAAAAUUGAUAGAUUUGAUGCUCUGAAAUUCAGGGGGUAUUUCCAGGUCUUUAAGACUGUACAUUAGUUUUUUUAUGUUAAGAAAAAUGCAAAAAUGGCUAGGUGAAAACUGAAUAACUUUUUUCAAUUUUGUGCCAGUCCAUUCCCUUUAGUUUGGCGAGCUUUUACUAUGAACAAAAUACAUAGUGAGGCUUACCGUUGUUUUAGUUUUUAGCUUACUAAAGCCUUCUUUAUCUUCUCUUGAACUAGGGAAGGAUCAAAAUAGUUAUUUACAAAGCAUGCAUACAUUUCUUAAAAGAUAAAAAUAUUAUUGACAUGCGUAUUGCAUGACUCAUUACCAGUUUUCUUCAUUUUGUACUAUGUAGAUAUAUAGUGCGCAUGUGUGUACAUUUUAUGAAACUGCAAGUGAUGACGAUCAAGAGUUAUUUUGGCUUGAAUAAUAGAUAGUGGAACRGGACUUUUACUAUUUAUAUUUUGUGAUGUUUUUAUAUAUAUUAUUUGUUGUUUAUGUUUUUUUUUGUUGUUGUCUCUGUUGUUCCCAUACCUUCCCUAUAUAUAACGUUGCUUUAUAAGUCUCAUAUACGUUUAAGGUUCACGUUGUAAUUUAUUUCCUGACCUCCGUUUUUCUAUAGAGGGCAUGUUCAGGAUUUCAAAUCAGCCAAACCUAUUUCUGACGAGAUCAUCACUUGCACAAAAUAUUACUCGCCCGAAUUAAAUCAGGAAUUGCGUCAUUACGAAGACAGUCGAUUUUAUAAUCUUACUUAUUUUUUAUUUGUUUUGUAUAGUUUAUUGAUAGUACGAAAGAUCUAUCAUUUCGUCGUUAUUAUCAUGAGAUAUUUAAAUGCUUUUUUAAGUUAUUUUUUAACAUUUACCUAAAGUAUGGCAAAGCUUGAUCAAUAUAUUUGGUUUUCCAGUAAACAGUURUAUUUAACAAGGUCUUAAUUUUUUGUUAUUGAAUAAGAAAUAAGACGGCGAAGGAGAAUAGGAGUAUUUAGAAAGAGAUGUUUCUGUAUAUUUUCUGUAUAUUUUAUUAGACAAAUGGGGUUAAAUUAGCUUCAAACAUCGACAUUUUCACAGUGUACUAGAACUGUAAAGAUGCCUUUGGGUUAUUAGAAUGCUUGAUUUGAUGUUAUUGAAUUUGAACAAUGAGCAGUUUCGAGCAAUGACGUCUUGUUUAUUUUGGCGAAGUGCAUCAUGGUAUUGAUGAAAAGAACGCAGGACGAAAUUUUCUCGAAGACUAAAUUGACAUAAUGACUCAUUUGCAGUCGAGAAUUUGCUUAGAAACUAUUGAAAAAGGAGCCUGCACGGCACUAGAAUAUGCUCAAAGAUCUUUCUGUGGAAUAAGUCAUUCGUGACCGCAAAAAAUUACGACAAUAGCCUUCUUGAACACAASUSCWUGUUCUUCGUUUGUACUUUCGUCAAUCCCAUAAUGCAUCUUACCAUGAAACAUCCAUGACGUCAUAAGGGAAGUACCGUUAUGUAGAAAACAGCCUCUUUGUCAUCGUAAAGUAUAGUCAAUCAAAACCUAAGUCAAAGAUGGGCUUUAGCAGUUUGAAUAGUGGUGAGCAGUAGUGUUGUUUGAUUUCACGAAGGRGAAAUUUCCGCUCUUAAUUUUGACAGGGACUGAUCCAAAAACCAGGGGGUGUCCCAAAUGGGUAAAUUUAUCUACUGUUGUUUUAAAAACGAUUCAGGUUAUAACCGGCUGGCACCCCUGAGAGACAAUAAUCGAGUUUUGAGAUCUUAUUCGUGCAGCCUUCGAAAGCAUGRAUGGAUAUUCUCUCUUAUUUGGCAGAAAUCCUAUUGUAAUGCAAACACUCUGUGUACAAAGAAGACAAUGAAAAUSCAUACUUGAUUGAAGCUAAGCUUGCCCAAAAAAAGAAUUCGAAACWGGAGUAUUGGCCAGUAGGAGUUAUUGCAUCCAGUCAUAACAAUUAAGCGGAAUCAGUCUGCUUGUUCUAAAUGUGGUGUUAGGGGAUGUUUGGCGGAUCAAUGGAAACCCCUCCGAAUCCGCCCUUGUUCCGAAUGUAAUGUCGUUAAUCAGUAUURGACACAAUGCCAUUUGAUUUCCACAAAAAGGAUCUCACAGUGUAACACAGCAAACCAUUUGUCUCAGAUGGUCACUUAUAGCGUAAACGUACGUAUUGCGUCUGGGACGCGCGUCAUACGUAAACAACGCAAAGCAUUGCGUAGCAGCGUUUUUUUUGAGAUCGUUGAUUGCGCUCGAUGUGAAGACRAUAUAUGGUUGUGUAAUAUUUAGUUGAGAGCAGUGAAUGGCYUUGUUGUAGAAGUUUUUAUACCAGUAAUUAUAUAAAUGCUAGCCAACUUAUUCAAUUUCCAAAAUUGUAUUUUUACAUGCCACUUGUCAUUUUAAUAUUUUAGUUGAUAACUUGAUUUAGAAUAAAACUUGCUUAAUUUUGUA